Messenger RNA from Caenorhabditis briggsae, 4638 nucleotides. Gene Ontology annotation, molecular function: peroxidase activity; heme binding. The record is from RefSeq and is a predicted model, not a curated record. NCBI's taxonomy places the organism in Eukaryota, Metazoa, Nematoda, Chromadorea, Rhabditida, Rhabditidae. Gene Ontology annotation, biological process: response to oxidative stress. The transcript is spliced from 20 exons. The coding region runs from base 1 to 4638 and encodes 1545 amino acids.
AUGAAACAAGAAGUGAUAACUUCAGCUGCUUCUAGAGCUGUUCAUUUAACAGAACAGCUGUUUAAUGAUACGGAGAAAUUGAUGAGUGAUAAGUUUGAUGACACAUACAAACAAUCUGAAAUUGCUUGGAUGCAUUACACAUAUGCAGAUCACCAGUCUCCAAAAAGUUUGAAGAGCAUGGUUCAGUUUUUACCAACAGAGAAUACAAAAAUGAAGGAGAUUUGUCCAGUGAAUCAGAUUGAAGAAUGUGUUAUUGGAAAGUACAGAUCCUACACCGGACACUGUAAUAAUGUAAAAAACCCGUUGAAUGGAGCAUCGUAUGAGAGAUUGAAACGAUUUUUGCCAGCAGAUUAUGCAGAUGGAAUUUCUACACCUCGAUCUAGUAAAUCCGGUCAACCUUUGCCAUCAUCUCGUGCUCUAUCAGCUCUUUUCACUCCAUCUCCAUCUGGACAUGCCACGUGUUCUCUUCUGAUUGCUCCGUUCCUUUCAUUCAUCUAUGAUGACAUUGUUCAUGUUCCGAGCAAUAGAAUUUUCAAGCGUUCCUGGCUCUCCUGGUGGUCCUGGACGUCCUGGUUGUCCUGGGGCUCCUGGGAUUCCAGUGUGGAUCUGGUCCUGGUGGGGCUGGUGGUCCUGGUGGUCCGAUCUCUCCUGGAGUUCCAUCGACUCCAUCGGCUCCAUCGCGUCCUCCAUCUCCAGCUGACGAAUCGACGAAAUGGACGCAUGCUGUCCGGUUUUGGUUUUGGUGACUUCUACGGAAAUGAAAAAGCGAUGCCACUUCCAUGCUGCCGUGGAAACAACUCGCAUCCGGAAUGCUUUGAGAUUCCCGUUCCGGACGAUGACUCCCUUCAAUCAAAGAAUGUAAAAUGUUUACCGUACUCCCGUUCUCUUCUCGUUCCAAACCCAAAAUGCUCAUUUGGUCAACGACAACAAGCCAACAUGGCAACAUCCUAUCUGGAUCUCAGUCAAAUCUAUGGAAACACAAAUGGGUUUGUUAACCGAAUGAGACUGUUCAAAGAUGGAAAACUUGCACUUCGAGCUGUGGGUGGAUUCAAUAAUCAAAUGGGUGUUCCGCCAGCAAAUUUGGAUAACUCCAUUUGUAGAUCAAGCACUGGGAAGCCUUGUUUGUUAGCUGGGAAUAAUAGAAUAAACUUCUUGCCAACAUCCGGUGCUAUGUACACGAUCUGGAUGCGUCAACACAACCUGAUUGCUGAAAAAUUGAGCUUGGUGAAUCCCCAUUGGGAUGAUCAGAAGCUGUUCGAAGAGGGUAGAAGAAUCACUAUUGCUCAAUUCCAACAUGUCACUUUUAACGAGAUGGUGCCAGUAUUGGUUGGAAAAGAACAAUUGAGAGUAAUGGGAAUCAAAUUGCAAAACAGUGGAUAUGACUCGGGAUAUGAUAUUAACAUUGAUGCAUCUGCUUCUAACGUGUUUGCUGCCGCCGCUGGUCAAUUCUUCUUGACUCUUCUUCCAAGCAAAUUCAGCAUUGAGGAUCGAAAGUUUGCUUCUCGAAGCGAAUCUCUUUUGAAACACUUUAAUGAUCCUGCUCUGAUCUACGAGAAGGGGAAGAUCGAUGGAAUGCUAAAGUUCUUGUUGAAUGCUCCGAUUGAAAAACCAGGACUUCAUAGCUCUCCACUAUUGAGAACUGCUUUCCAGAAAAAAGACGAAGCAGAUUCCGUGGACAUCAUCGCAAUGGUGAUUCAAAUGGGAAGAGACCAUGGACUCCCCAGCUAUCUCCAAUGGAGGCAGUUCUGUAAACUCGAAGAUGUCAAUUCAUUCCUGGCUCUUCAAUCUAUUUUCAAACCGUCCGUCAACAUCUCCGACUUUGAACGUUUGUAUGAGUCUCCAGAAGACGUUGAUGUAUUCGUUGGAGGGCUCUCCGAGCAACCAGCCAAAGGAUCUCUCCUCGGACCAACAUUCGCAUGUCUCUUCGCUCAUCAAAUGGCUCAAACCAAAAGAGGAGACAGGCUCUGGUAUGAGAAUUUUGUUUCUCCAUCAGCGUUCACUGCUCCACAAAUUGAUGAGAUUCGGAAGACAACGAUGGCAAGAGUGGUUUGUGAUAACACGGAUACAGUAACCCAUGUUCAGCAUCAUGCAUUCUCCCUUCCGGAUGACUAUGGAAACUGUCCAUUGAGUUGUAACUCUACCGGAAUCAUCCAACCAUUUGACGCCAAACCAUUCAAAGACGAUGAGAAGCUAGCAACCCUUCCAAUCACCAAAGAAACAAUUGAGAAAGCGAUUCGAUUAGGACUCAAACAGUGGCAGAGGUACGAAGAAGGAGAAGGUAGAAGAAUCAGUGCCCAACUUUCUGAUUCCUCACCAUCUGCUCUUGUAUCUCAUGCUCUUCUGAUGGCUCCAAAGAAGGAAUCAAUCGAUAUUGCAAGAACUGCGUCAGUUCUUCGAGAAGCCACAAAUAUUUUGGUUACUGGAAAUGGGUUGAAUAAAGAUGAGAAAUUGCCGGACCUGGAUGUAGAGACACUUCAGAAGAUUCUACCACAGAUUGAUAUUGGAAGCGUUAUUGGAAAUUUUACGCCGUUUUUGGGUCAGUUUAGGUUAAGGGAAACUAAUCUUCCACUAAUUUUGUUUUCAGCUCGAGAUCCCCUUCCCAAAGAACAAUGCCUUCCUGAACCCCUUCCAUGUGAUCAUACAUCCAAAUAUCGUUCCUAUUCUGGAUGGUGUAACAAUUUGAAAAAUCCAAAGUUUGGAAACGCCUUCACCCAAAUGCGACGUCUUCUGGAUCCAGCUUAUGAUGACGGUUUUGACACGCCACGAACUCGUUCCGUACUUGGAUCGGAACUCCCUUCCGCCAGAAAAAUCUCAAAUAUUGUUCAUAGUGACGCUCCAAAGUUCCACGUCAAAUUCACCCACAUGUUGAUGCAAUUCGGUCAAAUUCUAGAUCACGACAUGAUGCAUUCUCCAAUUUCUCGUGGACCAAAGAACACAAUUCUGAAUUGCUCAUCUUGUGACUCAGCUCAAACUCUUUCCAUCCAUUGCUUCCCUAUUAAAAUCGAACCGGAUGAUCCGUUCUUCCCAGCACGACACAGUGACGGAAGACCCAGAUGCAUGCCAUUCGCUAGAAGUCUUCUAGCUCAAGUUUCUCUCGGAUACCGUAAUCAGUUGAAUCAGUUGACAUCAUUUUUGGAUGCGUCUACGAUUUAUGGGUCCACUCAAUGCGAGGCAAAUAAGUUGAGAUUGUUCAGUGAUGGAAAGUUGAACUUCACGGAUUUGGGAUUUAACAAAGAGGCUCUUCCACAAGGAAAUCAGGAGAGGGAUUGUCGUUCGAUUCUUCAAAAUCGACAAAGAAGAUGUUUUGUGGCCGGAGAUGAAAGGAGCAAUGAGCAACCAGGACUGACGGCAAUUCAUAAUAUAUUCUUAAGAGAACAUAAUAGGAUUGCAAGAUAUUUGAAACAAAUCAACAACUUUUGGAGCGAUGAGAAGUUGUUCCAGGAAGCCCGUCGUAUCAACAUUGCACAGCUUCAAAACAUUGUCUACAAAGAAUGGCUUCCAGUAGUUCUUGGAUGUCAGAACGUGGAAAAAUGGGGCCUAAUGCCGCAGUCAUCCGGAUACUUUGAGGGAUACGAUGAUCAGUGUGAUGCCACGAUUUCCCAGGAAAUGUCAACGUCGGCAUUCCGAUUCGGACAUUCACUAAUUCGUGGAGUAUUCACAAGAAUGAAUGAUAACUUCCAGAAUAUGACAAAUCAUGUGAAUUUGACGGAGACAUUCUCCAACCCAUCACCAGUUUAUGAUAAGAACUCAGGACAUAUGGAAUCGAUACUAAUGGGAUUGAUUGGAGCAAGCAGUAUGGCAUUUGAUAGACACAUUGUCACUGCUGUUCGAAAUCAUUUGUUUGCGAAACCAGGAGGUCCGUUGACUGGAUUAGAUCUACCAGCAGUCAAUAUUCAGAGGGCUAGAGAUCAUGGUGUACAGGGAUAUAAUGCUUACAGAAAGUAUUGCGGUCUUCGAAAAGCAUCAACCUUCUCGGAUCUUCGUGACACGAUGACGUCUGACGCUGUAACUGCGCUCGAAACCGCUUAUGCUCAUGUAGAUGACAUUGAUUUGUUCCCUGGAAUUAUGAGUGAAUCGCCAACUCGAGGAUCUCUUGUGGGACCAACACUUGCUUGUUUAAUUGGAGAACAAAUGCAGAGAUUGAAGAAAUGUGAUCGAUUCUAUUAUGAGACAAAUGAUGCGAUGGUCAGAUUCACUCCGGAUCAAUUGGUAGAAAUUCGGAAAGCGAGUCUUUCAAGGAUCAUUUGUGAUAAUAGUGAAUAUGCAGCAAAUAUUCAACCAAAUGUAUUCUUAAUGCCGGAUGACUUAUUUGUGAACCUCCGCGUUGAUUCCAUAAAUAUAAUAAUGCAGCUCGAUAUUUUCAGAAACUCGCCAAUGUCAUGUUCGGAACUGCCAGAAAUGGAUCUGAAUAAAUGGGUGGAUCGUGACUACUGUCUUGUGGAUGAACGAGUUGUAAACCGCGGAAAAACCAAAAGAAUAACUCCAUGUGUUACCUGUACUUGCACUCUUGAAGGUCCCGAAUGUCAUUCGAUCACAAUCAACGACUGUUCCCGUCUGUUUCGUGAUUUCUCACUUGCCGAUGUUCAAAAGGAUCCCGUAUGCCUCAUUCAAUGCUCUCAGCAACUCAAAAAGCUUUGA